GCAGUGAUUUUAAUAAUUUUCGGGGUAAAAUUUCAACGCGCUCAUCAUUGACGGUCUCUUCAACGGUGUUGGGUUAUCGUUUCACCUGGAUUAAUCCAUUAUCCAAACAUUCCCAAGCCAAACAAGACUGUUUCUACGGGCGAGUCAGAUAAAGUACACACACCCUAUAAAACAGGUCAUUGUGCUCAGUCAAAAUGUGUAGCUAGUGACACACAAGUGUUUUUACCACGAGUUCACAUGAUGAUAAGAUUCAUUCUGUCACUUUUUGGUACAUUUUUGUGUCCUCUUUGUGUUCAACACUCAAAAACUAUCGGAUACGUCGCUCAGUACCGAACUGAAUCAAUGUGAUAAACAACAACCGAUGUAAAAGCGAUGGUUCGGCCUAUAUGAUCAUCUUGACCAUAAUUAUCAUGAUAAGUCGACCGUGCUUUGUCGCAAUAUUGCACCAAAAGAAGUGAAAUUGACACUCGCUUAAAAGAAAAACCAUGAAAGAGAGGAAUUAUACGAUGAAGUCCGAAGAUGUUGUCUCACACUACGAAUUGAAGUAAGGUAUUCAACCGCCAAGCUGCAGAGAUUUCGUUUCCCGUGUUUUUUAAACGGUUGGAACUUUGGAUCUUUGCGACAGAGACCCCCGUCGAUUGAAUUUUGUGUGGAACUAAGAUAGAUUGCAAUGGAAUUUAUAGCCAGAACAGAAGCGAUUAAGUCAUCCAAAUAAGUGAGAAUUUCGCCAGUAUCGAACACGCAAGUCAGAAAGCCUGCAGUCACCAUGCAGAUGCCACAGAUGCUCGCCUAUCCACAGCGGUCAAGCCCCCGCAAGAAAUCCACCAAAUGGCACGGUGCGCUUCCCGUGAGUGCCAUUGAGAAGGUCCUAGCUCAGGAGAACAGGUUCGCGGACAGCCUCCUAACGGAGAGACUCAAGCGUAUCCACACCGAUCGGUACCGGGCUCAGAGACUCCUUGACUGGCAGGAGCAGAGUUUUGUCUUACGGCAAGCGAUCAAGGAGACGGAGUUGAGAGAGAUGGGGAUUGCACACACGUCCUUCUUGCCUGAGAUUGUCAUGAAAAUGACGGAGCCUGACGUCAGGGCGCGCCGGCCGUUUGGGAGAGCGCACCGUAGCGUCACUGAGGUAGACCUGAAAGCAAACAAGAUUGGCAAACCUCAAGCUUCCUUGAAUGAACUCCAGACACGAGAGAGUAGAUGGACUGCCACAACUGCAAGGUCAGAUCCCUUUUUGGAGGAGACUUUCAACAAAAAUAUCUUCACUAGACUUCAUGGGAUCGAUCUGCCACUGUACGGACCACAAGCCGACGCUAAACGAGAAAGUCGUGAGCAGGAAUUUGUUCACCAUCUCCAACGGCAACAAACCAAAACUAAAGUGACUCUCGAUCCUAGGUUUAGAAAGCUGGAACAGUCGUUGAUUCGUGACGAGACAAAUCUGUUAGUAAGGCAUCCGAAGGAACAAAAUGAACAUGUAGUCACUGAUGAGGACAAAAUUGAAGACAAAUUGAUCCAGAAUGAUCGCCGAGUAGCGACCAAAUCUGCCACGGUCAUUCACAAAGUGCAAACUGAACUCUCUCAAAAACCCAAAUCAGUAUUUGCAAGGUCCGUAUGGAUUGACUUUUAACAAGCAUUAUCUGGUGACAAUUUAGGUUUUUGAUUGCGUUCAAUCGUUGGCUAAAACUUCAGGGAAUAUUGAAAUGCAGAUGGGUAAGCCUGAACUUUAAUUCGAUGUGAGGACGCACAUCAGACACCAUAACUCCCAAGUCACUCUGACUUAAACAAAAUGCAUGCCAUCCCACCAUGCUGUACAGUUAGUAUCUGCUUCACAAAAACAGUUAAACGCGGCCUCGUAAGCAGAUUGUCCUGCUGUAGCUAUGCAUGGGCGGAUCCAGAACACAAUAUUUUUGGGGGGUAAACAUAAUUUUAGUCCCCCAAAAAGUGAGUCCAAAAAUUAUGGCGAGUGGUUCGGGGCCCGCUUAAGGGCACCGAAUUUUUUUGGCAUUCUA
Messenger RNA from Patiria miniata (bat star), 2006 nucleotides. RefSeq lists its product as uncharacterized. NCBI's taxonomy places the organism in Eukaryota, Metazoa, Echinodermata, Asteroidea, Valvatida, Asterinidae. The record is from RefSeq and is a predicted model, not a curated record. The transcript is spliced from 2 exons. Bases 767 to 1624 code for a protein of 285 amino acids.